Penicillium salamii is the source of this 1542-nucleotide messenger RNA. NCBI's taxonomy places the organism in Eukaryota, Fungi, Ascomycota, Eurotiomycetes, Eurotiales, Aspergillaceae. The record is from the annotation of a GenBank genome assembly.
AUGUCCUCAAGAUCACCCGAGGAGACCCAUGUCGGCUUCCAGACAGAGGUGAUCCAGAAAGAACCCAAACGUAAAUGGGUGAGCUACAUUUGGGACACCUUUGAUAAGUCUCUGGAGGAGCGCCGACUGCUUUUCAAAUUAGAUUCCGCGAUCCUGACAUUUGCAUCAUUGGGGUAUUUCAUUAAGUACCUGGAUCAAAUCAACAUCAACAAUGCAUUUGUCUCGGGGAUGAAGGAAGACUUGGGCAUGUAUGGCAAUGAACUCAACUAUAUGCAGACCUGUUGGACUGUGGGAUAUGUCAUUGGGGAGAUUCCCAGCAAUAUUUUGUUGACUCGGAUUAAGCCAAGGUAUUGGAUACCGGCAAUGGAGCUUCUCUGGACCGUUCUCACCAUGUCUCUAUCUCGGUGUAACACCCCAACACAAUUCUAUGUACUAAGAUUCUUCGUUGGUAUGUGUAAAAAAGCCAUUAUCCUCUUUUGGUCGCUAAUUUUUCAACUUUCUCUUGUGGUAGGAUUGGCCGAGAGUACUUUUUAUCCAGGAAUGCAAUACAUCAUCGGAUCCUGGUACCGCAAAGACGAGCUUGCAAAACGCUCAUGCAUAUUCCAUACCAGCAGUGGAAUAGCUAGUAUGUUCUCUGGGUAUCUCAUGGAUGCAGUGUAUCGACUUGGAGGGCGAGGAGGUUUCAAGGGCUGGCAGUGGCUCUUCAUCAUCGACGGCGUGAUUUCGCUCCCAGUAGCCAUAAGCGGGUUUUUUAUUCUUCCCGAUGUACCAGAGAUCUCUAGUCCAUGGUACCUAAGCGAGAAGGAGGUUGAAUUGGCUCAAAAGCGAAUGAAUUUGGAAGGAAGAAAAAACAGAGAGCCAUACACCAAGUCUAAACUGAAGAAGAUCUUUACUUCAUGGCACAUCUAUCUCCUGACGCUACUCUACAUAUGUUUCAACAAUGGUGCUGCGGGAAGUCAGCCUGUCUUUCAACAAUUCCUCAAAACCUCUACGGAUCCAGUUUACUCCAUCGGGCAAAUCAACUCGAUACCCACGACUACUCCUGCAGUUCAGGUUGUAACAACACUAGCUUACGCAUGGAUAUCUGACACUGUUUUAAAAGGUAGCCGUUGGCCCCCAAUCGUUUUCGGCGCUUGUGUCAAUAUCGUCAGUUAUGUCUCCCUUGCAGUGUGGAACAUUCCAAUGGGAUGGAAAUGGACAUGCUACAUAAUAAGUGGAGCUGGUUACGGACUAAGUGGAUUACUCAUGGCUUGGGCCCAUGAGAUCUGUUCUGAUGAUAACGAAGAGCGAUCCUUGGUGAUUGGCAGCAUGAAUGAACUGGCUUAUGUCUUCCAAGCCUGGUUGCCCCUUAUUGUAUGGCAGCAGGUCGAUGCACCGGAGUACCAGAAAGGAUUCAUCACCGUAACAGUCCUAUCAGUUCUGCUGAUCAUCUUCACCUUCCUCGUUCGCUUCUUGCACCAAAAGGAGAAAUUGGAGAAAAGGUGCGACCCCAAAUUGUCUUCGCACCACUCUUGUCAGUUUGGAUUAACUCAUGAUUUAUAG